This is a messenger RNA of Pongo pygmaeus (Bornean orangutan), 11135 nucleotides long. It is a transcript of the gene CDK19, whose product is annotated as cyclin dependent kinase 19. The record is from RefSeq and is a predicted model, not a curated record. Bases 5248 to 6576 code for a protein of 442 amino acids. Gene Ontology annotation, cellular component: nucleus; cytosol. Gene Ontology annotation, biological process: protein phosphorylation. The transcript is spliced from 15 exons. NCBI's taxonomy places the organism in Eukaryota, Metazoa, Chordata, Mammalia, Primates, Hominidae. Gene Ontology annotation, molecular function: protein serine/threonine kinase activity; ATP binding.
AGAGUCUUGCUCUGUCACCCAGGCUAGAGCAUAAUGGUGUGAUCUUGGCUCACUGCAACCUCUGCCUCCCAGGUUCAAGUGAUUCUCAUGCCUCAGCCUCCCCAGUAGCUGGGAUUACAGGCACCUGCCACCAUGCUGGGCUAAUUUUUCUACUUUUAGUAGAGACGGGUUUUCUCCAUGUUGGCCAGGCUGGUCUUGAACUCCAGACUUCAGGUGAUUUACCUGCCUCCGCCUCCCAAAGUGCUGGGAUUAUAGGCGUGAGCCACUAUGCCCAGCCUAAGAACCUGUAUAAUUAAAAACUUAAAAAUCUCUUCUUGGAUGUACUUAUGGGUAGCAGUAUAAAUACAACAUAAGCGUUUAGAGCUAUGUGGAAUCUUAUCUGGUUCAAAUUGCUUGCCUCAGAAGAAGUCCAGAAAUAUACAGUGCCUUCCUUAAUAUCACAUGAUAUGUUUCAGCAUCUGAUAUAUUGGUGUUGAGUACAUGAAUAGCUAUAUAUUGGUUUUUCUAACUCCUAUCCCAACAUUUAAGUCUGUAGCAGGAUUUAUAAAGAUAAUGAGAACUAUAGUUGCUCUUUGAACAAAAUUUGAACUGUGCAGGUCCACUUAUACAAGAACUUUUUCCAAUAAGUAUGUAGAAAAAUUUUUUGGAGAUUUGCAACAAUUUGAAUAAAUUGGUAAAUGAAUUGCAUUGCUUAGAAAUAUGGAAAAAAUUAAGAAAAAAUUAGGUGUGUCAUGAAUGUAUAAAAUGUUUAUAGAUACUAGUCUAUUUUAUCAUUUACUACCAUAAAAUAGACACAAAUCUAUUAUAAAAAGUUAAAAUUUGGCCAGGCAUGGUGACUCAUUCCUGCAAUCCCAGCACUUUGGGAGGCAAAGGUGGAAGAAUUCCUUAAGCUCAGGAGUUUGAGAUCAGCCUGAGCAACGUGGUUAGACCCUGUCUAAAAAUAAAGUUAAAAUUUGGCUGGCGUGGUGGCUCACGCCUGUAAUCCCAGCACUUUGGGAGGCUGAGGCGGGUGGAUCACAAGGUGAAGAGAUCGAGACCAUCCUGGCCAACAUGCUGAAACCCUGUCUCUACUAAAAAUACAAAAAUUAGCUGGGUGUGGUGGCGCAUGCCUGUAGUCCCAGCUACUUGAGAGGCUGAGGCAGGAGAAUCUCUUGAACCCAGGAGGCGGAGGUUGCAGUGAGCCGAGAUUGUGCCACUGCACUCCAGCCUGGUGACAGGGCAAGACUCCGCCUCAAAAAAAAAGAAGUUAAAAUUUAUCAAAACUUAUGCACACAAACACUUAAAGACCACACAUGAUGCCAUUUGCAGUCCUGAGAAAUGUAAACAAAUGUAAAGGUAUAGUACUGAAUCAUAACUACUUAAAAUUCACUGUUGUACAUACUGUACUACUUACUAUAAUAAUUUAAUAGCCACUUCUUCUUGCUAUUGCUGUGAGCUCAAGUUUUGCAGAUAUACGCUUAAAAUGCAAUGUGAUGCUAAUCAUCUCCACAUAAGCAGUUUGUCUCUCUGGUAAGUUGGAUAUGGCAGUAAAAAGUGAUCACUUGUGGUUCUUGUGUAUUUUUCAUCAUGUUAAGUGGAAUACUGUAAAGUUUGAAUAACACCAUGGCACCCAUAUGGAGUGCCAUUAAUCAUGCCAGAAGUGCUCCCAAGAAGCAGAGAGAAGUCAUGACAUUAGAAAAAAAAGUUCAAUUCCUUGAUAUGUACUGUAGAUUGAAGUCUGCAGCUGCAGUUGCUCACCAUUUCAAGAUAAAUGAAUACAGCAUAAGGAUCAUAAAAAAAAAAAAAGAAAUUUGUGAAGCCAUUUCUCCAGCUAUGCCAACAGGUGUAAAAACCUUGCACUUCUUGCUAAAUAACUUUUUAUCUUGUAUUGAAAAGAUACAGCUUCUCUGUGGGUGCAGGAUUGCUAUAAGAGAGGCAUACCUAUAGAUUCUAAUGUGAUUUGAGAAAAAAAGAAUUCAUGUGACACCUUAUAGCAAAAGAAAGGUGAAGGAUCUAAAGCUGGAUAAUUUUAUGGCAGCCAAGGAUGGUUUGAUAAUUUUGGAAAGAGAUGGCUUUAAAAUUGUCAGGAUAGGCUGGAUGUGGUGGCUCAUGCCUGUAAUCCCAGCACUUAGGGAACCUGAGGCAGGAAGAGCUCUUGAGACCAGGAGUUUGAGAUCAGCCUAGGCAACAUAGUGAGACCCUAUCUCUUAAAAAAAAAAAAAAAAAAAAUUAGCCAGGCAUGGUGAUGCAAACCUGUAGUCCUAGAUACUUGAGAAGCUGAGGCAGGAGGGUCACUUGAUCCCAGGAGUUUGAGGUUAUAGUGAGCUAUAAUCUUGUACCACUUCACUCCAGCCUGGGCAGCAGAUCAGGAGCCUGUCUCAAAAACAAACAAAAAAACAAAAAACAGGACGGGUACAGUGGUUCACACCUGUAAUCCCAGCAAUUUGGGAGGCCGAGGUGGGCAGAUCACUUGAGGUCAGGAGUUCGAGACCAGCCUGACUAACAUGAUGAAACCCUGUCUCUACUAAAAAUACAGAAAUUAGCCGGGUAUGGUGGCACAUUGACUGUAAUCCCAGCUACUCAGGAGGCUGAGACAGGAGAAUCAUUUGAACCCGGGAGGCAGAAGUUACAGUGAGCCGAAAUCACGCCACUACACUCCAGCCUGGGCAACAGAGCGAGACUACGUCUCAUAACAAAACGAAACAAAAAAAAAAACACCCCAAAACCCAGUCAAGAUAACAGUAAAUGCAGCAGAUAAGUUCCCAGAUGCUAAUAAGAAAAUCAUUGAAUUAUGGAAGCUCAAAACAAUAAAUUCCUGCCAGGUGUCAUGGCUCACGCCUGUAAAUCCUAGCACUUUGGCAGGCCAAGGCAGGAGGAUCACUUGAGCCCAGGAGUUCGAGACCAGCUUGGGCAACAUAGUCAGACCCUGUCGCUACAAAAAUAUAAAAUAAAAUAUGGUGGCACGUUACCUAGAAUCUUAGCUACUUGUGAGGCUGAGGUUGGAGAAUCCCUUAAGCCUAGGAGGUAGCGGCUACAGUGAGCUGUGAUUGUUCCACUGCACUCCAGCCUGGGUGACAGAGUGAGACCUUGUUCCCCCCCCCCAAAAAAAAAAUCAUUGAGGAGAAAGGAUAUCUGCUUGAAUAGGUUUUUGUUUUUUUUUUUUUUUUAGACAGAGCCUUGCUCUGUCACCCGAGCUGGAAUGCAGUGGCACAAUCUCCACUCACUGCAAACUCUGCCUGCCAGGUUCAAACGAUUCUCCUACCUGAGCCUCACAAGUAGCUGGGAUUACCAGCAUGCACCACCACGCCCAGCUAAUUUUUAUAUUUUUAGUAGAGACAGGGUUUCACCAUGUUGGCCAAGGCUGGUCUCGAACUCCUGACUUCAAGUGAUCCGCCCAUCUGGACCUCCCAAAGUGCUGGGAUUACAGGUGUGAGCCACCGCACCUGGCCCUGAAUAGGUUUUUAAUGUGGACAAAAGGGCCUUAUUCUGGAAAAAAUGCCACAAGGAACAUUUAUUAGUAAUGAAGCAAGCCCCAGGAUUUAAGGCAAGAAGGGAUAGAAGGAUAGAAUUCUACCAUUGUGUGCAAAUGCAGUUUGGGUUUAUAAUUAGGACUGCCCUUAUCUAUAAAGCUGCUAACCCCUGAGCCUUGGAAGGAAAAGAUAAACACCAGCUGCCAGUCUUUUCAUUUUACAAAAGAAAAGUUUGGACAGUGAGAACUCUUUUUCUUGAUUGGUUCCAUCAAUGCUUUGUUCCCUAAGGAAGUACCUUGCCAAUAAGGGACUGCCUUUCAAAGUUCUUUUGAUAUUAGACAAUGCCGUGAUCCCCCAUAGCCCAAUGAGUUCAACAGUAAAGGUGUUGAAGUAAUCUAUUUGCCCCCAAACACAUUUCUAAUUUAGCCUGUAGAUCAGUGGGUUAUAGGACCUUUAAGGCUCAUUACACGCGGUACCCUAUGGAAAGGAUUGUCUACAUUAUGAAAGAGAAACCCAAUAGGGAGAACAUCGUGAAAGUCUAGAAGGAUUGCACCAUUUAAGAUGCUAUUGUUACAGCCACAGAAGCCAUCAAGCUCAGAACAAUACAUUCCUGCUGGAGAAAACAGUGCCCAGAUGUUGUGCAUGACUUCACAGGGUUUAUGACAGAGCCAGUUAAGGAAAUCAUGAAAGAAAUUUGUGGGUAUGGAAAAAAAGAUGGGGGAGUGAAGAGUUUUAAAAUACAGAUCUGAGAGAAUUAAAGACUUAAUAGAUGGCACACCAGAGGAAUUAAUAAAUGACUUGAUGGAGAUGAGUGCUUCCAAACCAGUACCAGAUGAUGAGGAAAAAGACACACAAGAAGCAGUAUCAGGAAACAAAUUGAUGUUAGACAAGCUGGCAAAAUGGUUCUGAUUAUUUAGGCUGCUUUGGACUUCUUUUACAAUAUCUCCUCUUCUAUGAUACAGACACUGAAACUAAAGCAGACGGUGGAAGAAGGAAUGGUACCAUACCAAAACAUUGCUGGAGAAAUGAAAAAGCAAAAAAGUCCGGCAGAAAUUAUGAUGUAUUGCUUUUUUUUUUUUUUUUUUGAGAUGGAGUUUCGCUCUUGUUGCCCAGGGUGGAGUGCAAUGGCUUGAUUUCGACUCACCACAAUCUCUGCCUCCCCGGUUCAAGCGAUUCUCCUGCUUCAGGCUCCCGAGUAGUUGGGAUUACAGGCAUGUGCCACCACGCCCGGCUGAUUUUGUGUUUUUAGUAGAGACGGGUUUUCUCUAUGUUGGUCAGGCUGGUUACCAACUCCCAACCUCAGGUGAUCUGCCUGCCUUGGCCUCCCAAAGUGCUGGGAUUACAGGCGUGAGCCACCACACCUGGCUUAUGACGUAUUUCUAUAAAGUUACACUAAGUGUGCCUGCCUCUUCUGUCUCCCCUUCUACCUCCUCUGCCUCUGCCAUCCUUGAGACUGCAAGACCAACUCCCCUCUUUCUUCUCAGCCGACUCAAUGUGAAGACAAUGAGGAUGAAGAACUUUAUGAUGAUCCACUUCUACUAAUGAAUAAUUCCAGGAGGGCUUCGUGUAUGGACCUCAAGCGUUGGAGGUAGCAGACUUUUCAGCAGAAGGUAAACACAGAAUGGGGAAAAUGAGGAAUAGCUAAGACAGAUGUGGCACUACUUUGGCGCUAUAUUUGACAAAAACAUCAUGACGUGGUGAUACUUUGCUGAGGCUCUAAUAUGAUCAAAAGACAAAACUUGGAAGAAAAGAUGAAAAGGAAUAUGCAUUGAAGCAAAUUGAAGGCACAGGAAUAUCCAUGUCGGCUUGUAGAGAGAUUGCACUUUUGCGAGAAUUGAAGCACCCUAAUGUGAUCGCAUUGCAGAAGGUGUUCCUUUCUCACAGUGACAGGAAGGUAUGGCUGCUGUUUGAUUAUGCAGAGCAUGACUUGUGGCAUAUUAUUAAGUUUCACCGUGCAUCAAAAGCAAAUAAAAAGCCCAUGCAGUUGCCAAGAUCUAUGGUUAAAUCCUUACUUUACCAGAUUCUUGAUGGUAUCCAUUACCUCCAUGCAAAUUGGGUGCUUCACAGAGACUUGAAACCAGCAAAUAUCCUAGUAAUGGGAGAAGGUCCUGAGAGGGGGAGAGUCAAAAUAGCUGACAUGGGUUUUGCCAGAUUAUUCAAUUCUCCUCUAAAGCCACUAGCAGAUUUGGAUCCAGUAGUUGUGACAUUUUGGUAUCGGGCUCCAGAACUUUUGCUUGGCGCAAGGCAUUAUACAAAGGCCAUUGAUAUAUGGGCAAUAGGUUGUAUAUUUGCUGAAUUGUUGACUUCGGAACCUAUUUUUCACUGUCGUCAGGAAGAUAUAAAAACAAGCAAUCCCUUUCAUCAUGAUCAGCUGGAUCGGAUAUUUAGUGUCAUGGGUUUUCCUGCAGAUAAAGACUGGGAAGAUAUUAGAAAGAUGCCAGAAUAUCCCACACUUCAAAAAGACUUUAGAAGAACAACGUAUGCCAACAGUAGCCUGAUAAAGUACAUGGAGAAACACAAGGUCAAGCCUGACAGCAAAGUGUUCCUCUUGCUUCAGAAACUCCUGACCAUGGAUCCAACCAAGAGAAUUACCUCGGAGCAAGCUCUGCAGGAUCCCUAUUUUCAGGAGGACCCUUUGCCAACAUUAGAUGUAUUUGCCGGCUGCCAGAUUCCAUACCCCAAACGAGAAUUCCUGAAUGAAGAUGAUCCUGAAGAAAAAGGUGACAAGAAUCAGCAACAGCAGCAGAACCAGCAUCAGCAGCCCACAGCCCCUCCACAGCAGGCAGCAGCCCCUGCACAGGCGCCCCCGCCACAGCAGAACAGCACCCAGACCAAUGGGACCACAGGUGGGGCUGGGGCCGGGGUCGGGGGCACCGGAGCAGGGUUGCAGCACAGCCAGGACUCCAGCCUGAACCAGGUGCCUCCAAACAAGAAGCCACGGCUAGGGCCUUCAGGCGCAAACUCAGGCGGACCUGUGAUGCCCUCGGAUUAUCAGCACUCCAGUUCUCGCCUGAAUUACCAAAGCAGCGUUCAGGGAUCCUCUCAGUCCCAGAGCACACUUGGCUACUCUUCCUCGUCUCAGCAGAGCUCACAGUACCACCCAUCUCACCAGGCCCACCGGUACUGACCAGCUCCCGUUGGGCCAGGCCAGCCCAGCCCAGAGCACAGGCUCCAGCAAUAUGUCUGCAUUGAAAAGAACCAAAAAAAAUGCAAACUAUGAUGCCAUUUAAAACUCGUACACGUGGGAGGAAAACCUUAUAUACUGAGCAUUUUGCAGGACUGAUAUCUCUUCUUUAUUGACUUAAAGAAGAUUCUUGUGAAGUUUCCCCGGCACCCUUUCCCUGCAUGUGUUCCAUUGUGACUUCUCUGAUAAAGCGUCUGAUCUAAUCCCAGCACUUCUGUAACCUUCAGCAUUUUUUUGAAGGAUUUCCUGGUGCACCUUUCUCAUGCUGUAGCAAUCACUAUGGUUUAUCUUUUCAAAGCUCUUUUAAUAGGAUUUUAAUGUUUUAGAAACAGGAUUCCAGUGGUGUAUAGUUUUAUACUUCAUGAACUGAUUUAGCAACACAGGUAAAAAUGCACCUUUUAAAGCACUACGUUUUCACAGACAAUAACUGUUCUGCUCAUGGAAGUCUUAAACAGAAACUGUUGCUGUCCCAAAGUACUUUACUAUUACGUUCUUAUUUAUCUAGUUUCAGGGAAGGUCUAAUAAAAAGGCAAGCGGUGGGACAGAGGGAACCUACAACCAAAAACUGCCUAGAUCUUUGCAGUUACUGUGCUUUAUGCUAUGAAGAACUGAAGUAUGUGGUAAUUUUUAUAUAAUCAUUCAUAUGGAACUGAGUUCCCAGCAUCAUCUUAUUCUGAAUAGCAUUCAGUAAUUAAGAAUUAUAAUUUUAACCUUCAUGUAGCUAAGUCUACCUUAAGGGUUUCAAGAGCUUUGAUGAAAUACAGUCUCGAUGGCCCACACCAAAACGCUGAAGAGAGUAACAACUGUACUAGGAUUUCUUGAAGGAGUAAUUUUGAUCAAAAGACAUGUUACUUUCCUUUGAAGGAAAAGUUUUUAGUGUGUAUUGUACAUAAAGUCGACUUCUCUAAAGAACCAUUGGUUUCUUCAUAUCUGGGUCUGCGUGAGUAACUUUCUUGCAUAAUCAAGGUUACUCAAGUAGAAGCCUGCAAAUUAAUCUGCUUUUAAAAUAAAGAGCAGUGUUCUCCAUUUGUAUUUGUAUUAGGUAUAGAGUGACUAUUUUUAAAGCAUGUUAAAAAUUUAGGUUUUAUUCAUGUUUAAAGUAUGUAUUAUGUAUGCCUAAUUUUGCUGUUGUUACUGAAACUUAAUUCUAUCAAGAAUCUUUUUCAUUGCACUGAAUGAUUUCUUUUGCCCCUAGGAGAAAACUUAAUAAUUGUGCCUAAAAACUGUGGGCGGAUAGUAUAAGACUAUACUAGACAAAGUGAAUAUUUGCAUUUCCAUGAUCUAUGAAUUAGUGGCUGAGUUCUUUCUUAGCUGCUUUAAGGAGCCCCUCACUCCCCAGAGUCAAAAGGAAAUGUAAAAACUUAGAGCUCCUAUUGUAAGGUCAGGGGCAAGAAAUUUGUGUUCUUCUGAAUGCUACUAGCAGCACCAGCCUUGUUUUAAAUGUUUUCUUGAGCUAGAAGAAAUAGCUGAUUAUUGUAUAUGCAAAUUACAUGCAUUUUUAAAAACUAUUCUUUCUGAACUUAUCUACCUGGUUAUGAUACUCUGGGUCCAUACACAAGUAAAAUAAGAUUAGACAGAAGCCAGUAUACAUUUUGCACUAUUGAUGUGAUACUGUAGCCAGCCAGGACCUUACUGAUCUCAGCAUAAUAAUGCUCACUAAUAAUGAAGUCUGCAUAGUGACACUCAUCAAGACUGAAGAUGAAGCAGGUUACAUGCUCCAUUGGAAGGAGUUUCUGAUAGUUUCCUGCUGUUUUACCCCUUCCAUUUUUUAAAAUAAGAAAUUAGCAGCCCUCUGCAUAAUGUAGCUGCCUAUAUGCAGUUUUAUCCUGUGCCCUAAAGCCUCACUGUCCAGAGCUGUUGGUCAUCAGAUGUUCAUUGCACCCUCACCAUGUGCCCAGUGCCCUGCUGGGUAGAGAACACAGAGGACAGGGCAUACUUCUUGUCCUUAAGGAGCUUGUGAUCUGUGACAGUAAGCCCUCCUGGGAUGUCUGUGCCAUGUGAUUGACUUACAAGUGAAACUUUUAUAAUAUGAAGGUCUUUUUGUUUACUUCUAAACCUACUUGGGUAGUUACUAUCCCCAAAUCUGUUCUGUAAAUAAUAUUACGGAAGGGUUUCUAUGUCAGUCUACCUUAGAGAAAGCCAGUGAUUCAGUAUCACAAAAGGCAUCGAUGUAUCUUUGAAAUGUUCACAGCAGCCUUUUAACAACUGGGUGGUCCUUGUAGGCAGAACAUGCUCUCCUAAGUGGUUGUAGGAAAUUGCAAGGAAAGUAGAAGCUCUGUUCAUGCUCUCAAGGAGAUUACCUUUAAUAAAAGAAGACAAACCCAAAUAGAUAUGUAACCCAAAAUACUAUGCCCCUUAAUACUUUAUAAGCAGCAUUGUUAAAUAGUUCGCUUAUACAUUCACAGAACUACCCUGCUUUCCUUGUAUAUAAUGACUUUUGCUGGCAGAACUGAAAUAUAAACUGUAAGGGGAUUUCGUCAGUUGCUCCCAGUAUACAAUAUCCUCCAGGACAUAGCCAGAAAUCUCCAUUCCACACGUGACUGGGUUCCUAUCCCUGCACUGGUAUUGGCUCUUUUCUCCUCUUUCCUUGCCUCAGGGUUAGUGCUACCCACUGAUUCCCUUUACCCUUAGUAAUAAUUUUGGAUCAUUUUCUUUCUCUUUAAAGGGGAACAAAGCCUUUUUUUUUUUUUGAGACGGAGUGUUGCUCUGUCACCGAAGCUGGAGUGCAGUGGCACGAUCUUGGCUCACUCCAACCUCCACCUUCCAGGUUCAAGUGAUUCUCCUGCCUCAGCCUCCCAAGUAGCUGGGACUACAGGCAUGCACCACCACGUCUGGCUAAUUUUUGUAUUUUUAGUAGAGAUGGGGUUUCACCCUAUUGGUCAGGCUGGUCUUGAACUCCUCACCUCAGGUGAUCCGCCUGCCUCGGCCUCCCGAAGUGCUGAGAUUACAGGUGUGAGCCACCGCACCCGGUUGGGAACAAAGCCUUUUUAACACAACGUAAGGGCCCUCAAACUGUGGGACCUCUAAGGAGACCUUUGAAGCUUUUUGAGGGCAAACUUUACCUUUGUGGUCCCCAAAUGACUGCAUUUCUCUUUCAAAUUUAUUAGAUACUGUUGUGUCCCCCAAGGGUACAGGAGGGGCAUCCCUCAGCCUAUGGGAACACCCAAACUAGGAGGGGUUAUUGGCAGGAAGGAAUGAAUCCAAGUGAAGGCUUUCUGCUCUUCGUGUUACAAACCAGUUUCAGAGUUAGCUUUCUGGGGAGGUGUGUGUUUGUGAAAGGAAUUCAAGUGUUGCAGGACAGAUGAACUCAAGAUAAGGUAGCUUUGGCAGCAGGGCCGAUACUAUGAGGCUGAAACAAUCCUUGUGAUGAAGUAGAUCAUGCAGUGACAUACAAAGACCAAGGAUUAUGUAUAUUUUUAUAUCUCUGUGGUUUUGAAACUUUAGUACUUAGAAUUUUGGCCUUCUGCACUACUCUUUUGCUCUUACGAACAUAAUGGACUCUUAAGAAUGGAAAGGGAUGACAUUUACCUAUGUGUGCUGCCUCAUUCCUGGUGAAGCAACUGCUACUUGUUCUCUAUGCCUCUAAAAUGAUGCUGUUUUCUCUGCUAAAGGUAAAAGAAAAGAAAAAAAUAGUUGGAGAAUAAGACAUGCAACUUGAUGUGCUUUUGAGUAAAUUUAUGCAGCAGAAACUAUAAAAUGAAGGAAGAAUUCUAUGGAAAUUACAAGUCCAAAACUCUAUGAUGAUGUCUUCCUAGGGAGUAGAGAAAGGCAGUGAAAUGGCAGUUAGACCAACAGAGGCUUGAAGGAUUCAAGUACAAGUAAUAUUUUAUAUAAAACAUAGCAGUUUAGGUCCCCAUAAUCCUCAGAAAUAGUCACAAGUAUCUUAUAACAAAGUUCAUUGUUUUAGGGUUUUUAAAAUAUGUGUUGUACCUAAGGCCAUACUUACUCUUCUAUGCUAUCACUGCAAAGGGGUGAUAUGUAUGUACUAUAUGAAAAAAAACCCUUAAUGCACUGUUAUCUCCUAAAUAUUUAGUAAAUUAAUACUAUUUAAUUUUUUUAAAGAUUUGUCUGUGUAGACACUAAAAGUAUUACACAAAAUCUGGACUGAAGGUGUCCUUUUUAACAACAAUUUAAAGUACUUUUUAUAUAUGUUAUGUAGUAUAUCCUUUCUAAACUGCCUAGUUUGUAUAUUCCUAUAAUUCCUAUUUGUGAAGUGUACCUGUUCUUGUCUCUUUUUUCAGUCAUUUGCUGCACGCAUCCCCCUUUAUAUGGUUAUAGAGAUGACUGUAGCUUUUCGUGCUCCACUAUGAGGUUUGUGCUCAGAGCCACUGCACCCCAGCGAGGCCUGCUCCAUGGAGUACAGGAUGAGCUACUGCUUUGGAGCAAGGGUUUCCUGCUUUUGAGUUGACCUGACUUCCUUCUUGAAAUGACUGUUAAAACUAAAAUAAAUUACAUUGCAUUUAUUUUAUAUUCUUGGUUGAAAUAAAAUUUAAUUGACUUUG